GGGGGAGAGGCCAGGAGGGCAGUGUGCUCAAGGGGAGAGAAGGUGAGAGCUGGGGAAGGCAGGAAGGUGACAGCAGAGGAAAAGCAGCGCAGGCCCCUCUGCUUUCUGCUGCUUCCCCUUGGUGGGGGCUGUAAAAAUGCUGGACAAUAUCCCUGCUGCGAUCCUCGAGUCUGGCAGGAGCGUGUUCCCAACGCUCCCGAAGCUCACGGCGGACGAAGUCUUUAGUAUUUGGGCCAAUGUGUCUGAAUUUGUGGAACGGCAGCUCUCCAUGAACAAGGCUGUCCAAAUACCAGGGCUUGGAACAUUCUCUUUUUUAAGACAAAAAUUAGAUGUCGGCAACAAUAAAUUUAUCCUUAUUCAAAGACCUGUGUUUCUUCUAUCUGAGAAACUAGCACAGAUUCAUGGACUCAAACUUGCCAAAAUACACACUCCUGGUGAUAUCCCAAUUAUUCAACUGAACUUCAUCAUGUUAUCCCUGGAGGGUCCCUUUAACAGGGAGAUAGUGGAAGGAUGUGUAAAAGAGACCCUGCUUUUUUUCUCACGAUCCAUCGCUACCAAACAGAAUGUUGAAUUCACUUUCAAGGGAAUUGGAGUUCUCGUUAUCCGGGACAACAAAGUGAAAAUGAAAUUUUACAAAGAUUUCCUUCAAGCCAUGGAUGGCAGUGGCAAUCUGGUGAAAGCUCUUUCCAAUAGGCCCGGGACGAGCGAUUCAGUCAUUUCAGGCAGAGAAACUGCAGUAUCUCAGUCCCGUGCUUGCAGUGUUGUCAUGUUUCCAAGGAUUGAGUUGAAGGAAACAGACAACAAAGCAGCCAUGGAAACCAUCACAGAAGAAAGUGAAAAGUCCAACAAAGAAAAGGAGCUAAUAGAAAAAGAGAGAGCUCAUAGUAACAGUAGCAGUAAAAAAGAGAAUCUUCCCAUUAAGCGCCUUCUGUCCCGACAAUCUAUUGUUCCUGCCAAAGUGUCAGGGUUCAAUCUGACUGAUGAGCUGGAGAAGAACCUCAAGCAAAAGAAUGUCCCUGAAAGUGCAACAUCACCUGCUCCCCCGUGUUUCUCAAAGACAGAAACUGACUGCAGUCCCAACCUAAUUCAUGCUGCUGGACACAGAACUCCAUCACCUCUUUGUCAAGAUCAUGGUAGGGCUGGACAGGAAAUGUGCUACCUGUGUAUGCAGCGUGCUCAGAGGAACAUCCCAGUGUACUUCAGCGAAGAGAGGAGGAGGAAAGAGCUAGAUGAUGACAGAAUAUUGGCGCAAUACCAAACUAUGAAAGACCAAGAGGCUCUUCAUAGGCAGCAGAUGAAAUUCUUGGCAAACAGAGAACAGAACCAAAAAACCGCUGCCUUUAACCUGGGGGUGGCUGAAGCAAUGAGAAACCACAAGAAUGAAAAAUCCACAGAAUUUUAUAAAUCAUUUGUUUUUGUUAAACGGCCGCCCAGCCCUCCCCCGUACAUCAAGCAGGAGGAGUAUUCACAAGAGUUGUUGAAGCAAAUGGAGGAGAAGAAGGAGAAGGAAGCAAAAUUAAAGCAGGACAAAGAGCUGAUGGAUCGGCUGGAGCAAGUGCAGCUUGCGGAAGAGCUAGCUGCCCAAAGAGCGAAAUAUCUGAAAGGCAAGAUGGAAGAAAUGCAGUGCUAUAAGAGGGCCUUGGAUACACAGAUAAAGUUGAAGCCGAUACAGUUGCCGGUCUCUGAGCCUGACUCAGCUGAUCUCAUCUUUGGGAAGAGUGAUAUGACCAAUGAGAAGCUUGCGGAAAAAAAGCAGCGAGCCCAGGAGUUCUACAAGCACCAGCUGCAUGCCACAGCUGAGCGGAAGAGGACGGCUAUCCUCAAUCAGCUGGUGGAGCAGAGGAAAGAAGCUGACAUGCUGCAGAGAGCGAAGAGAGAGUGGAUUGCAGACAGGGGAGCGCAGUUUGAGAAAAUAUUCCAGAUGAAUUUAGCAAUGCAGGACGACUGGCAAAAAAGCGCUGGAAUGAAAAGGCUGAGGGAAGUUGAAGAGAAGCUAUUUGAGCGUGCCGGGGACAAGCUCUUGCUACUUGAUCAGUGCGAGAGAUAUCGACGCUGUUUCCAGUGUAAGAGGCGCACGACCAACUGCGGGGAAUCCCAUGUGUGGUCAGAGUCUAGAUACAUUCCAGGAUCCCGGUUAAUGGUUUGAAGCAA
Molecule: messenger RNA, 2151 nt
Organism: Gopherus flavomarginatus (Mexican gopher tortoise)
Lineage: Eukaryota; Metazoa; Chordata; Testudines; Testudinidae
Gene: CCDC81
Product: coiled-coil domain containing 81
Exons: 15
Coding region: 137-2146 (669 amino acids)
Cellular component (GO): centrosome
Source: RefSeq, a predicted model, not a curated record